Monoraphidium neglectum is the source of this 723-nucleotide messenger RNA. RefSeq lists its product as hypothetical. The record is from RefSeq and is a predicted model, not a curated record. NCBI's taxonomy places the organism in Eukaryota, Viridiplantae, Chlorophyta, Chlorophyceae, Sphaeropleales, Selenastraceae. The coding region runs from base 1 to 723 and encodes 240 amino acids. The transcript is spliced from 2 exons.
AUGGCGUCCCGGCCAGUCGCACGAAGCCUGCGGCACGCGGCCACAGACGCGGCCGCCCCUCCCAGCCGCGUGCCGGCCGCCCCGUCGCCCCCACUUCCCCCGGGCGGCGCGGCGGCGCGCUGGCGCACAGAGCUGUUCCUCAAGCCAGACCUCAAGGUGGACGGCCUGGUUUUCAAAGACCGCAUAAAUGUGGUCAACAAGGCCCCAGAGGACGACCUGCUGGGGGCGCUUGCUGCGCUGCGGGCUGCGUGCCCAGGCGCGGACGUCUGCCUGCAUUACUCACUGAAGAACAACUACAGCAAGAACCCCGGCGCCACCGCCGCCCGCCUGGAGCGCUUCCUGUCAGACGCGGCACGCAGCGGCGCGGCCAGCGUGCUGCUGGUCAGCGGCGGGGGCAAGAAGCGGGCGUUCGACACCGUCGCCGCCCUGCGCCACCUGUCGGGCGCCGGCGGCCUGGGCACAUCUGAUAACGCGCCGGCGCCGCAAAAGCGGCAGCGGCGCGCCGGGGGCGGCGGCGGCGAACGCGGUCCCAACGGUCAAGAGGUGGCGGGCGGCGGUGCGGUUGGCAAGGGCGCGGGGCGGGCGGCGGCGUGGCCACCGCUGUAUGUGGCAUUCAACCCUUACCUGCCCAGUGAGGGGGCGCAGCGGCAGGAGGAGGAGUCGCUCAGGAGCAAGCUGGCGACGGGGCUGGUGGCUGGAGUCUAUCUGCAGGUGCUAAAUUGA